UCGGGAGGGCCGGGCCUCGGGGAGAGCUCGGCCCCGCUCCGAGUCUCCUCUCCCUCCCUCCACAAGCACUCGGGGUAGCGCCGGGCGGCCCGCUUUGCAGCCCCGGCGUGCGCGGAGCUGCGGCGACCGGGCGUCGCACCGCACGCUUUGCGGGCACCGCGGAAGGCGAGGGGUGUGAGCCCGUCCCUAAGUUUCACUUUUGUUUCCCCCUUUCUCAUCCUGUGACCCUUAGGGCAGAGUUCAUGUCAACACGCCUCCUCUGACGGCGUUGGUGUGGAGAAAUUCAUUCCAAUGCGUGUGAAAAUGUGUCAAAGAAAGAGAAAACGUCAGAGGAAUUUGAAGCCGAUACUAUGGAUCGUCCGGUAGACCUGCCAUUUGCUACUAUAGAUAUUAAAGAUGAUUGUCGAAUCACUGAUGAACCUCAAAUAAAUUUGAAGAGAAGUAAAGAAAAUGAACAGAGCAAGAGUGAUCAAAUAAAGAAGAACAAAAAGCAAAAAGAUUAUCAACCCAACUAUUUCCUUUCCAUUCCGAUCACCAAGAAAGAGAUUACAGGAGGAAUCAAGAUCUUGCAAAAUGCAAUAAUACAACAAGAUCAGCGACUGGCCAAAGCAAUGGUUGGUGAUGGUUCCUUUCAUAUUACCCUGCUAGUGAUGCAAUUAUUUAAUGAAGAUGAAGUAAACCUGGGUAUUGAUGCUCUUUUGGAAUUAAAACCAUUCAUAGAAGAAAUCCUCCAAGGAAAACAUUUGAUUUUGCCCUUUCAAGGUAUUGGCAAUUUUGGAAAUCAAGUUGGAUUUGUGAAGCUGGCAGAAGGAGAUCACAUAAACCCACUUUUGGAGAUAGCAGAGAUUGCAAAAAGGACAUUUCAAGAAAAAGGCAUCCUGGCAGGAGAAAGCAGAGGUUUUAAACCUCAUUUGACCUUCAUGAAAUUGUCAAAAGCACCAUGGCUCCGGAAGAAUGGAGUGAAAAAAAUAGACCCUGAAUUAUAUGAAAAAUUUAUCAGUCACAGAUUUGGAGAAGAAACGUUGUAUCGCAUAGAUCUUUGCUCCAUGCUGAAGAAAAAACAAAGUAAUGGUUAUUAUCACUGUGAGUCUUCAAUUGUGAUUGGUGAGUUGGAAAGCUCGUCCUCUGCAGUGCUACAGAGAUACAGCAAAGAUGUACCCAGUUGGCCAAGUGGUGAAAAGAACGGAGGGGAGCCCGAUGAUGCGGAGCUGGUAAGGCUCAGUAAGAGGCUGGUGGAGAACGCAGUGCUCAAGGCUGUCCAGCAGUAUCUGGAUGAGACACAGAAUAAAAACAAGCCAGGGGAGGGGAGCUCUGUGAAAACGGAAGAGGCCGAUCGGAAUGGCAAUGACAGUGAGAACAACAGGAAAUGAGUCCCCAGCCAGGUUCCUGCUGCUCCCUGAAAAGCAUCCCUGCUCCCCUCUGCCGAGUCUAGAGACUGACUUGCCAUGUGCCGUUUAAGUUUCUCUUGUCCAGUCCGUGGGGAUUGCCUAAUAUUUUUGUGAUCGAUGUGUUUGCAUUUCUGAAACACAACAGAAGAGGAAUAGAGUGCUGGGACUGGCAGAGGAAAUUACUUUAUGAAAGAAGAAUGUCCCAAAUUUCACUUCCCCUCCACCAGGCACGAGGGAGAGGGGACUUGGGUUAUGCCUCCUGGACACAAAGGCCAUGGAAGAGGCCUUGGCAUCAGCAGAAUACUGCCAUUUAUAUUGACUAGCAGGGCAUUUGACUACUUUAUCUGAGGCCAAAACUCUCACAACACAGCUAUCAAGUGCUAAGUCUGAAAUAACCACUGUUGAAAUGAUCAUCUGUACUAGUCCGUGUUUCAUGUUUGUCCUAAAUGUGCUAUUGCUAUGCAGUGAUCUUUAUUUAUAGUCAAUUAUGUCUCAUGUAAAUGAUAUAUUUUUGGUGAAAUGCAACCUUUUCUAUAAAAUGUGGGCAACAUUUUAAAGGUUUUUUUAACCUUAAUUUUGAUAAGUCAGUGUGCCAUAUGUGAUGUUUUUCAUUGGCAUUUGUACUUUAAAUGUAUUAUAUAAUUUUUUUUUUCUUAGGCAAGAAACCUAUUGGAAUUCAAGACUUAAUUAAUGAAGCAUUGCAUCAAGAAAGGAUGGGUCUGAAGUCCAAAGUGAAACAGAUAAAGGAACUUUUAUUAAAGCCUGAGACUCAGGACAAAAUUAGGAAGGAGCUUUUUGAAGGAAGAUUCAUUAGCAACAGUAAUCAGGCAAAUGAUGUUGAUUUUGGCAUGACUUUGACAUAAGCUCUACAUUGCUAUUAUGGCAACAUAGUUUGUGAAAUCUUUUCAGCUUAUUAAAUAACUCUUUGGUAAAUACCAAAGAAGUGUUCUGACAGUGUCUGCACAACAGCAAACCAACAUUUGGUAAGGAAUUAAGUUCUUGCCAAAGAAAACCGAUUCAGCCCUAUUACUUUUUGAGCUAAACUUGUGUUUUAGAAUGUCUGUUAUAUUGAUAGUUGUUUUAUAGAAAUGGCUUCUUAACUAGCUGUUGUGAGAUGUUUCUCGAGUCCUUGCAGAUAAGAAAUACAGACUGUGAAAAAAAUCAUUUACAGACAAAAAAACAAAGCCAACAACAGUAUUUUAAGGGUCACUUGCCUCCUGUUAACAUGAUUGUUGUUAAAUCAAAAGAAGUAUUGUUCAGGCCCGUCUACAUCUAGUGUUACUUUUAAUGAGAAUUUGAAUGUUUAUUGAGCAUUAGUACUUGAAUGAACAUUUAUAAAUGUAAUUAUUGCAAUCACUGGUUAGGAAUGUUUUAUAAUAUCCAUAUAUUAUUUUUCACAGAUCAAAAUGUAGUUUGCUUUUUCAUUUCUUAAUGAAUAAAUGUUUGGGAUUUUUAUUUUCUACUUUUUUGAAGAUAAUCUCCAGGUUUUAUCAUAUCCCUUGUAAUCUGAAUUUGUUUGCACUGGUUUAUUUUUAAAGAGCACUCUUGAAAAAUUUCCCCAAAUGUGAUGAUUAUUGUUAACAGCUUUUUCUAUAGUCAUUGUAAAAUUGCUGCUACCAAUAGAUCAUGAUGGAGGGGGAAGUUAUUGGAGAUCAAAUAUGUAAUCAUUUCAAAUAUAAAAUCCAGUUUACUCAUGGAUUUUAGCUAUUUUUUCACUGGGUAAAUUAUACUACAUUUAUUUAUAAAUGAGUUUAUGCAUUUUCAUGCCUCUUAAUAAAUGUAUUGUUUUCCCUU
Molecule: messenger RNA, 3182 nt
Organism: Lemur catta (Ring-tailed lemur)
Lineage: Eukaryota; Metazoa; Chordata; Mammalia; Primates; Lemuridae
Gene: AKAP7
Product: A-kinase anchoring protein 7
Exons: 9
Coding region: 351-1370 (339 amino acids)
Cellular component (GO): cytosol
Molecular function (GO): protein kinase A regulatory subunit binding
Source: RefSeq, a predicted model, not a curated record